AUGAAUGAGAUUGACCACAUCCACAGAAACAGCCAAGCUCAAUCGAGAGGCUCGAGAAUCCCACCAGACAGGACACUUUGGAAGCCCCCUCUCGGACCGACAAAAAAUGUCUGGACGACCAGAUGGGUGAAUGUCUCUCUGCCGAUUCAUGCAAAGUUCUUUGAACGAGGGGAUCAUCUGACGAGGCUUGACGCCACUUCAACGGGCCAGGACCAGCUAACUUUUUGGGGAAAUAUUCGGGAUGAGUUUGUCAAAUGGAUUCAAUAUUUCUUCACGGUUCAAUUGUCACACAAAGCCGCCUCAACAAGUACGCCACCGAUUGAGGACAAUGCACAUCACCCAUCAGAUCCCAUUAGCCUUUCCCUGGGUCAGAUGCCUGCGGUGGUUAUAUUGCCAGCAUCAAUUCAAUUGCUAAUUGACGUCUGGCCGCGCGUGCUCUCCAUUACCCAACUAAUCAACUAA
Messenger RNA from Pochonia chlamydosporia 170, 462 nucleotides. RefSeq lists its product as hypothetical. The transcript has 3 exons. Bases 1 to 462 code for a protein of 153 amino acids. The record is from RefSeq and is a predicted model, not a curated record. NCBI's taxonomy places the organism in Eukaryota, Fungi, Ascomycota, Sordariomycetes, Hypocreales, Clavicipitaceae.